Penicillium odoratum is the source of this 1278-nucleotide messenger RNA. RefSeq lists its product as uncharacterized. The record is from RefSeq and is a predicted model, not a curated record. The transcript has a single exon. Gene Ontology annotation, cellular component: nucleoplasm; ribonuclease H2 complex. The coding region runs from base 1 to 1278 and encodes 425 amino acids. Gene Ontology annotation, biological process: ribonucleotide metabolic process; RNA catabolic process. NCBI's taxonomy places the organism in Eukaryota, Fungi, Ascomycota, Eurotiomycetes, Eurotiales, Aspergillaceae.
AUGCCUCGAACUCGCUCUACGGCUCCAGCCGAGCAGACAAAGUCUUCAGAGCAAAAGGCGUUAAUACCCGCUGAAAAACCUGCCAAAACAUUCAUCCUGCCCGCGUCUACCAGCGCCGAUGCGCGCCUGGUCUCUCUUCCGAACCCCCAAUCUGGCGAAUUAAACCGCUAUUACUUCUGCCCUCAGCGUGGUCUUUUCGAAUUCACAGUGGUCGCCUCACCUUCUCAUCAGGCUCGCAGCAUCCUGUUCACUCCUUGUGCGCAAGAGCCAAGUCCCGCGUCUGGUGAUGAGAAGCCCCCUCCUCCAACUGGAUCAAUUUCGAAGAAAGCAGACCUUCUCGUCGCAACUCCCAUUGACCCAAUCUUCUUCUUGAUUCCUCUUCUAUCCCCUACCUCGAAACCAGGUCAAUCACUGUACCAGCCUCUGGACGAUAUCAUUGACUCCAAUGAUGACCUCGCUCCCCACUUGCGCCAUGUUCUCUACGACGACGCUUUCCGAAAUACCCUACUCGCGCGAUCAGAAGCUAUUUGUGAUACCGUGGAAGCUGGUGACGAGAAGAUGUUCCGGUUCAAUGAAACAAAACUUCUCAAGCAAUUGAUUGCCAAGGCUGAGAGAAUGGCAACACAAGGCCUGCCUGCAAGCUUAGAGGAGCGUUUCAUUCGCCAAGCAUUGGUUGCUCCGCUGAUGUCGGUCAAGAGAGAUGAUAUUCUCACCAAUCAAACAUUGAAUGCUAAAGAGAAUGACGGCGAGACAAGUAACAACUCAGAUGAGAGACAGGACUCUCCAUCAACAAUGGGCACAACUACCACCCCGUCCAUUUCUACUCCAGUGGGGGAGUCGACACCUGUACCCCAACCUGAUGGUGGAGGUGAAUCCGUUGGAGAGAGCGUCGCUCACUUACUGCGCAUCUCCACUGCCCUGGCAUUCAUGAAAGAAUCCUACCUACCAAAAGCAUUGUCCACUCGCAUCGAUGAGCUUCUUGCUGCUCCCGAAAGCCCAUUGGAUUUAAAACCUCUGACAGAACGUCUAAAGGAGCUUGUUGCUCUCCGUGCGGAGGCUUUCUCGUCCCGAACGAUGUCUGAUUUCAGCCGGAAGCGUGGUCUCGAUGAUGAAGAAGUCGAGGCUCGCGCCGAGAAGAAGCGUAAGAAGGAGGAAGAGGACAAGAAGGCCAAGGCUUCGGAGUCUAGGGGUGUUCGCGAUCUAAAAAAGGUGAAUACUACUGGCAUGAAGAAAAUGAGUGAUUUCUUCGGUAAGGCUGCCGCAAAGAAGAAGGUAUGA